Molecule: messenger RNA, 958 nt
Organism: Alosa sapidissima (American shad)
Lineage: Eukaryota; Metazoa; Chordata; Actinopteri; Clupeiformes; Clupeidae
Product: adhesion G protein-coupled receptor E1-like
Exons: 6
Coding region: 102-701 (199 amino acids)
Biological process (GO): cell surface receptor signaling pathway; adenylate cyclase-activating G protein-coupled receptor signaling pathway
Cellular component (GO): membrane
Molecular function (GO): G protein-coupled receptor activity
Source: RefSeq, a predicted model, not a curated record
AAAACACCUGUUGGAAAGCAUCUUUUGUAGCGAUUUUUGUGUGAGCAUACCACUCUGACCCUGACCACUCGGUGUUGUGUAGCGUUCUCUCCGGCCUCCAGAUGUUCCUCUACUUGAGCGGUUUCCUGUGGAUGCACCUGGACACGCUGCUCCUCCUCCUGUCAAUCAUGAAGCUCAAGAAGCUCAAGAAGCCCCAGGGGGAGGGGCCAAACUGUGGCCUCUUGUCUCUGAUUGGCUACAUGCUUCCACUGAUGAUAGUGGUUGUGGUUGUUGGAGUGAUGCCAGCCGGAUAUGGCACUGAAUGGUGUGGCGUGCGGAAACGUGACGGCUUAUCCUGGAGUCUGCUGGGGCCUGCUUACUUCACCUUCACUGUUAACCUGAUUUUAUUGCUCAUCGCCUUCAUCAGCCUCUGCCUGCUGUCUUCAAAUGAAUCCCCUCUUAAGGAGGAGAUCAGAAAUGUCAGGUGCCAAGCCGUGCGUGUGUUGGUCCAGUCUGUGGUCAUCACGUCCCCCUGGGUCCUGGGCUUCUUCCACAUGGGCUAUGGCAGUGCUCUGGACCUCGUCUUCCUCAUCCUCAUCUCACAGCAGGGAACCUUCAUCUUCCUCAUUCACUGUGUCUUAAAUCCCGAGGUGCAGUCACGCUGGAAGAGAUUGUUUCCAAAAUUAGCAUCCAUAUCACCGACACCAUUAAACAACAUGUAAUGAUCCUUUUUCUUCAACAUGAAAAUAUUGAGUCUACAAUCAAAUUCUAUUGUAUCUAUUUUAGAUUACUAAAGUAUGGAACAUGGGACAUAUGCAUUUGCAUUCAAAGCAGAGUUAUUAUAGUUUUGACAUUUUCAAUAGUUUUUAUUUUUAUUUAGUAUUUCAGUCUGGUUUUUGAUUUCAGAUUAGUUUUGUUAGUUUUACAAGCAAAAUGAUUACUAAGUUUAGUUUCAGUUUUGCAUAAUGUUCUAGUUUUA